GGGCAGUAAAGCGCAUUUCAGCGGUUAGCUUCCUAAAAGAAGAAGGAGGCGUUCGUGUUUUGUUAGCAGUGAUGGCGUCGUCCUGGGGAAUAUUUGUAUUAAUUAUUUCUUCACUUUUGGUCUGUGCUUCGACAGAAACGCGACAGUUUGGCACGGAAAACGUGAUCAAUGUGACAGCAGUUAGUGAAAAUGACGAGUUGACCUAUAACGUGCAGAUAAACUUGAACGUCACCCUGGUGGACAAUAAAACUAACGUCAACGGGGUUCCGCUCAAGCCGUCAGAGGUGAUGAGGAUGCCAUGCCAGGCUUUGCUGUUAGACGACAGUAACGUGAGCCUGAGCGACGGCGCCGGGACGUUGAUCAGCAGCGUGUUGAGGCUGAUGCUGGAUCACUCGUACCUGCAGAGCGAAGCAGGAGACGAGGUGCUGCUGCUGACUCUGGGGCAGGAGAUGAUCCAACUGGGUGAAGAGAAGGUUUGGCAGCCCGACGUGUGGGAAGUGAAAAUGCUGCUGAACCAGACCUCUGAGGAAGUCACCCAGGAACAAAACAUCUACCCAGCCAGAUCCAGCAAGAUCGUCGCCAUGCCGCGAGAGAAUGACAUCAUCAUGACCGACGAGUACAUCGCUAAAACAGUCGAGGACCAGGUCCUACAUACGACCAGUCACUACCCACUGAGGCAGGCUGAAACCACGCAGGAGGAGACGGCCGCACCGGGAAAGCUUCCCGAGACGCCACUGCGCAUGGAACCCAGCGCGCUGUACGAGGACGCACCCGAGGAGAAAGUUAAUCCUGAUGACCUGCUGCCAGACGUCCCUCUCCGACAGUCGCCCUCGUCUUAUAACGUGGUGUGUCGGUGGGUGGAGGAGCUCAGAGACAGGCUGAAGCGCUUCUGCUACGAGUCUCUGCCGCUCUUCUUCCUCAUCAUGUGGGUGGUGGUCGUCGGCGUCGUCGGCUCUGCGGUCAUCAUCAAGAUCCUCGACCUCUUGUUUCCCACGUGCGAACACAAGGGUUUCUUUCAUCUGAACCCAGAGACCCUGAUGCCGGAGGAGGAGAAGCAGAGCCUGAUAGAGAACGUGGAGCUGGAGGUGGAGGAGCAAGAGAAGAGCUGUGUGAAAGGAGAGCUGUACUGAUUUUUCUUUUUUUCCCCCCAUUACCUGCUUUUGGCAUUUCUGUGAGUGUUUUCCUUUCCAAAUGUAGCACUUUACGAGUCUCAGAUUUAUCCGUUUCUUUAUUCAAAAGAGUGAGCGAUGUUUCUGUUCCACUGAGGCAUUAUCCAGAUUUAAUAUUUACUAUUUUGUUUGUAUUUUUCAAGUUGCUAUUGCAUUGUGUCUAUGGAAAAAAUAUCCUGUUGUGUAUGAUGACGUAUUUAUGCACUUAACUCACACUAAGACGUGAACGUUAAGACAUGAUAAAGUAGGAUAUGGUGUAGUUUCGGGUCCAAGCUACAUAUUAUGGUCUGUGUUUUAAAAUUUUUGCGUAGCUAAUGCGGAGAGCGGUCACAAACAUUUCCGAUGACAAGAAGAAGGAAUAUACUGUACACUGAAUGAAUUUAAGUGAUUGCACCUUUGAAGAAGUGAGAGAGUACUUCACAUUUCGGUUUCACUCAUGUGGAAGUUCUAUGAUAAUGUCCUGAAUUAGCUGCUUUAAUGUUAGAGUUGUAAAAUUGAACCACAUGGCAUGUUGUCUGCUCUCAGACCACGAUCAUAUCCAUGUAUACGAAACAAAAACGAAAUAAAAAUUCUCAGUUGCGUUUAUGCACAUCCAAAUAAGAAACAUUGCUUUGGCUUUUGCUUCAACGUUAUCAGUGUGUACAAUGCUUACAGUACGUUUAUUUAAUGAAACGAGCCAUUGAUUUUUUUUUUUUUUCUUCUUCUGUAUUUCUGCCCUGACAGAUUCAUUAAUGUGUUUAAAUAUCGCUGCUGUCGUUCUUCACCAUACUGAGGCUUGAGAUUAGGACACAGAAACAAAGCUGCAGGUCCUGAGUAACCAUUAAUGUCUACAUCACAGCACUGUUUAAUUCUCAAAUCUGAUUGGUCUGAUUUAAUCUGGUUGAUUAAUUUUCUACAAUAGCAGCACUGACAGUAAUUCCAGCUGUAAUUCAAAUCACAGGUUUAUAUCAACACGCUCGCUCUAAUACUAAUAAUUAUCUCAGGUUCUCGGUAAUAUGACAAGCUGCCUGCCUUUAAGAGAGAUAAGUAUGACGUGAACAAUGUGCAAAAUCAUUAGAGUUCCCUAAUUACUGUCAUAUAAAAAGAAUAAAACACUUUAGGAUGUGCUGUUAGUGGAAAAUAAUCAACUUCAGGGUGUUAACAUCGUGUUUUAUUCCUUACUUAAAGCUGGACACUCACAAGGGUCGAACUCUUUCAGGAAAUUAACUUACUUCAUAAUACAUUAUUAAUUCUCUUAUAUUAAUAGAGCAGCUUCUGUUUCUAUCCAGCAUUAGAGCUCCACUGUCCUAAUCCAAACACUGUAGUUAUCGAGGUACACGGUGUGUUUGAGGGUAAUUAAAGUGUUAAUUGCGUAUCUGACCAUCAUGUUUUGGAACUUGCAGGAGCACGAGCGCACGCUUCAGAACACAAAGUUUCACUCUGUAACUGUUUUUCAUAGAACUUUAUUAUUAUCUUCAUAAACAACAACAUUACCACUUUGUCAGCUAAAUAAAAAAAGAUAGAUGUACAAGUAUUUUGGAAUGAGAUCAGUCUUAUAAAAAAAAAUAGACUGGGUCACUUGUUUACUGGAAAAAAGGCCCCUGAUUGGAAGUAGUGUAAUUGAAGUUCACCUCGAACGAAUCGAGGCAGCA
Messenger RNA from Pangasianodon hypophthalmus (striped catfish), 2800 nucleotides. RefSeq names its product glycoprotein integral membrane 1 (gene ginm1). The record is from RefSeq and is a predicted model, not a curated record. The transcript has 8 exons. NCBI's taxonomy places the organism in Eukaryota, Metazoa, Chordata, Actinopteri, Siluriformes, Pangasiidae. Bases 72 to 1130 code for a protein of 352 amino acids.